AGUCACAGUAGUGAGGUUUCCUAAAAAAAAUUUCAAUUUUUAAGAAAGAAAAAAUGGUGAAAAUUUUAUCGAUAUUCUCCUGUAUUUUGGCUACAUGGGCGGUGGUAGUCUCGGGUCGUGGUCAUUUUCAUACCACUUCGCCGAUACAAUCUCCUGUAGGGGGUCCUCGCCCUAUAGGCGCACCUACUGUGGAUUGCAUGAGUCUGAUAUAUGAUAUGGCGGAUUGCAUAGCGUAUUUGAGCGUUGAUGGUGGUGAAGAUAAGCCCGACAAAUCUUGUUGCUCUGGAUUCAAGACAAUUUUGGAUACUGAUUCUGAUUGCAUAUGUGUAGCACUGAAGAACAGUGCCAGUUUGGGUAUUGAAGUUAAUAUGACCAGUGCUAGAGCUUUGCCUUCUGCUUGUGGCAUCAAAGCCCCUCCACUUAAUUGCAUCAUGUCCACUUCUCCUGUUCCGUCUCCCGGCACAUCUCCUGUUAAUCCUCCAGCAGUAAAUGCUCCAAAUCCAACAUCUUCAAAUCCCGCUGCCGCUCCGAUACCAGCCGCCAUGACUCCAGCAUCGACAGUCCACUCCGUCCCUGUCGGAGCACCAAGUCCGAUAGCAGCAAGCUCUGGAGGUUAUAGUAUAUGUGCUACCAUAUUAUCAACCCUUUUUAUCAUUCCUCUGUCGAUUUCAUUUUUUAGUAUAUUGGUCUAACCUUUAGUGAUUAACAGAGUGUUAUUUUAUUUUUAUUUUUUUUCAGUAGAAAUUUUUUAUUCUAGUAUUACUCUUAGAUUAUUGGCAAUCUUAUUUUUUGUUACUUCUAAUUAAGAAUAUUGUUGGAUUUAA
Messenger RNA from Olea europaea var. sylvestris, 824 nucleotides. RefSeq names its product non-specific lipid-transfer protein-like protein At5g64080. Bases 54 to 692 code for a protein of 212 amino acids. Gene Ontology annotation, molecular function: lipid binding. Gene Ontology annotation, biological process: lipid transport. The record is from RefSeq and is a predicted model, not a curated record. The transcript has 3 exons. Lineage: Eukaryota; Viridiplantae; Streptophyta; Magnoliopsida; Lamiales; Oleaceae.